Molecule: messenger RNA, 399 nt
Organism: Peronospora matthiolae
Lineage: Eukaryota; Oomycota; Peronosporomycetes; Peronosporales; Peronosporaceae
Source: the annotation of a GenBank genome assembly
AUGGAUGUGAUGGAUGGAUUCUAUCAGAUCCUCAUGCGUGAACGGGAUAUCCCUUACACAGCAGUGAGCACCCCCAUUGGUAUGCUCUGGGAGUGGCUAGUGAUGACACAGGGGCUAAGUAACGCCCCUGCAACGUUCCACAGAUGUUUUACGAAUCUGUUGAGACUGGUGCGCGAUUUUGCACCGAGUUACUUCGAAGAUGUCUUCGUCCGUAGCCGAGCUUUGGAUGAAAAGACGGACGUGGAGGUUCAUAGAAUCCACGUCCGAAAGGUUCUUACGCUAAUGCAGGAGCAUAAGUUGGUCGCGAACCUCAAGAAGUGCAUAUUCGCAGUGAACGAAAUGCCACUUCUUGGCUGCAUCGUGGGUAAAAACGGCGUACGCCCUGAUCCUGAAAGAUAA